GACAGUUAAAAGUUGCAGUCUGUUGGACGUUGUUUACCGAAAUGGCGUUUUUUCAUUAUAUUCUGAGCUGGGCGGCUCAAAUCCUGGCAUUUCUCCUCGUUCUGGUUUUCAUUGCGUUUCUCGGAUAUUGCAUGUAUAUUAAACACAUUCACGACAAAUACGACCACAUACCUGGACCACCGAGAGAAAGUUUCUUCUUCGGACAAUCUGUAUCCGUAGCAAAACUGAUGAAGGAUGGCGGAAAUUUGCACGAUAAAUUUAAGGAAUGGGCCGACACAUAUGGGCCAGUUUGCAGGAUAAAUGGUUUGCAUUAUGUUUUCCUCCUUGUGACCUGCCCAGAGACAACCAAGGAAGUCCUGUUGUCCCCAAAGUACCCUAAGAAUAAAGCGACGUACAAGAGACUCUUCUACCUGUUCAGCCAAAGGUUCCUGGGUAAUGGUCUGGUAACAGCACAGGACCAUGAAGUGUGGUAUAAACAGAGGCGCAUCAUGGACCCUGCUUUCAGCAGCUUGUAUUUGAGAGGUCUUAUGGGCACCUUCAAUGAGAGGGCAGAGAAACUGAUGACUAAACUUGGGGAAAUGGCUGAAAACAAAACAGAGGCCAACAUGCUACACCUAGUCAACUGUGUUACUCUUGAUGUUAUUAUUAAGGUUGCCUUCGGUAAGGAUUUAGACCUGCUGCAGAACAGUUCACCCUUCCCUAAAGCCAUCGAGACAUGCCUGAAAGGGAUGGUGCACUAUACAAGGGAUUAUUUUUUUGAGUACAAUCCAAAGAAUCGCUCAUAUAUUAAUGAAGUGAGGGAAGCGUGCCGUCUGCUGCGAACUACUGGAGCAAAAUGGAUCAAUGAGAGAAAAACUGCCAUGAGAAACGGCGAUGACAUCCCCAAGGACAUCCUGACGCAAAUCAUCAAAACUGCUGGCAAAGAGGAGACCAUGUCGAAAGAAGAUGAAGAGUUCAUGUUGGACAAUUUUGUGACAUUUUUCAUUGCGGGGCAAGAAACAACAGCUAAUCAACUGGCUUUUUGCAUCAUGGAGCUUGGAAGAAACCCUGACAUCCUGAAGAAAGCAAAGAAAGAGGUGGACGACGUGAUUGGGAUGAAACAGGAGAUCAGUUAUGAAGAUCUGGGAAAACUGGUUUACCUCUCGCAGGUGCUCAAAGAAACUCUGAGGCUGUACCCAACAGCUCCAGGCACAUCACGUGAUAUACCAGAAGAUAUUGUCAUCGAUGGUAUCCAUAUACCUGCAGGAGUCACAAUUUUUUUCAGCUCCUACAUCACUGGAAGGAUGGAAAAAUUCUUCAAGGAUCCGCUGAAAUUUGAUCCAGACAGAUUUCACCCUGAUGCUCCAAAGCCUUAUUACUGCUACUACCCCUUUGCUCUCGGCCCACGUGCAUGCCUGGGACAGAACUUUGCUCAGAUGGAGGCUAAAGUGGUGAUGGCCAAGCUGCUCCAGAGAUUUGACUUCACCCUCACACCGGGACAGACCUUUGACAUCCUGGACUGUGGCACACUCAGGCCAAAGAGUGGAGUGUUGUGCUCGAUCAGACACAGGGAUUACAAGAAAGAACAAUAAGGAAAGCUAAAGAGAAAUUACAACAGUCCAUGGAGUGAAAACUGGGUUGUUGAUUUGCGUUGACUGACCUGAUUACGGCUGGGACCAAAGCCUCUUAUGCUGCUAAUAGCGAAGGUUCCUAUGCAGAGUGGCCAUCACUAUUAUCUAAUCCCUUUCAUUUGCACCCAUAUUCCACUGCCUUUGCCCUGGGAACAAAGUGGGAAUGAGUGUCUUUCCCAUGGAUGCAUCAGUAAGUGACAGCAGGAGCUGGGGAUUGAACCCGUACGCUCUGGUUGUGGGACAUCUGACUCAACUCACUGAUCCACAGUCACUGAUUGCUGCUGUAAUGAAAGCACUUCAUGCUGCUGAUCAUUUUAACUCUUGUCAUACAAAUUUUAUUUGUUCAUGUGAUUUAAAUAUAUUCAGAGAUGCUCUAUGAAAUGAUAGGAAAUGAUUGUACUCGUGCAAUUUUAUAAUCUUUAUUUUCCGUAUAAUGAUAAUAAGGUUAACUCUUAUCAGAGUUAACCUUUUAGCACUGACUCAUCACUGUUUCAUAACCAAUGAGCAUUUAUGCUGCUUUUUUGUGCUUCCAACACUAAUAUAGAAUCUGCAUAAUGUACUGUUUAACAAAAUUAUCAUGCACUUAACAAAUCAGUGGAACUGAUUCAGAGGAAGAACAAGUGCUUGUUUUGCACUUUAAUAAAUGAUUGAUUAACUGAAAUCUUAAAGCUGGUUGUAAUCAGUGCUUGGCUUGUGUUUAAGUAUUCUUUAUAACAUUA
Cheilinus undulatus (humphead wrasse) is the source of this 2329-nucleotide messenger RNA. RefSeq names its product cholesterol 24-hydroxylase-like. The record is from RefSeq and is a predicted model, not a curated record. Bases 42 to 1571 code for a protein of 509 amino acids. Gene Ontology annotation, biological process: cholesterol catabolic process. Gene Ontology annotation, molecular function: cholesterol 24-hydroxylase activity; heme binding; iron ion binding. The transcript has 15 exons. NCBI's taxonomy places the organism in Eukaryota, Metazoa, Chordata, Actinopteri, Labriformes, Labridae.